ACUUAAUGCACCUAUUGCACAUUAUUGCGGGUCAUAUCGCAUAUAGACUAUGAAACAGGAAAGUUUAGUCUUUCCAUGUGGUAUCUAUUGGUCCCAUCACUCUUGUUGUUAAUAACUGAAAGUUCAAAGUCACAACUUGGGAUUUGUCACACUUUCUGAUGAUCAUCUAAUUGUGUGCUGUAAUUAUCAAUGCCCUCGUCCCUACAUCUUGUUGAUGUAGAAACACUUCAAAAUUUGUGUGAACUUGGUACUAUUGUAUCAGCCUGUACUAUUAGAUAGUUAUGUUGUUCGUUGAAUUCUGGACCUGAUACAUUCUUACCAAUUUAGAUUUGGUCGGUCAACAAUUAGGAGUAGCUGGAUAACAACAACAAUAUUACUUCGCAACUGAUUAGAUAAAAGUAUAAAAUGGUAGCUCAUUGGUUACGGCGUUUGACUUUCAUGCACUUAGUCGCAGGUUCGGGCCCCGAUUUACUGACUUCUGUCUGGGGUACCGGAUAGGAUAACUGCUCUUCACAUUUAAAGCGUGGUUUGGACACAAGAACACAUUUUUAGUCAAUAGUAAUGGUAACAAAGUAAAAACAUAAGUUGCUCUAAGCUUUAUCGAUAGAGCUAUAGAAAAUCUAACAGGUUCAUUAGUGUCAUUCUUGGCUUUCGCUUUAAGAUUCCUAACCUUGCUCGAUGUCUGGCUCAAUUAUUAUGUUUGUGAAUUAUGGAUUACAGUUAUUUGCAAUGCGUGCACAUAUAGUAUUUUAGUUUAGUGAUUUAUCAACUUUUCCUACCUCCAUCAGAUACUACUUCACGUUUAAAACGUAACUUUAUGCCUGCUAAAAUGCCUUUUCUUUGCAGAAAAUUGCGUUUUUGUCUUCCUUCUGGGAAACAAAUGAACGAAUCCUUAGCUAAUGGGAUUAUCAAACCUAUGAUUUGUGGUUUAUGUAGGAAAACGUCUUCAUAUAUCUGUCCUCGAUGUGGUAUUAAUUAUUGUUCACUGACUUGCUAUCGAAAUGAAGCGCAUAAGGACUGCUCUGAAUCAUUUUACCGAGAUUGUUGUAUUGAAUCACUGCGUUGUACCUUUUCUAAGAAGUCAGAAAGAUCGCAUAUGAAAGAAGUGUUAAGACGUGAAUCAUGUGCUUUAUCAGAUGACUUCCAGUUAGCAAAUAUGAGAUUUCAGGUAGACAAUGAUUAUACAGGUGAUAAGAAUGAGAGUAUUGAAGAUGAUUUGCAAACCCGUUUAGGUGAUUUAAAUUUGGAAAUUGAGGAUGCUGAUGUCAUCUGGUCACGUUUGACCCUGAAAGAAAAACGAGAUUUCAGCCGGCUUAUUCAGUCAAAUGCUAUCGUUCAUUUCAUACCAACAUGGACUCCCUGGUGGUUAGAGAAAAAACCAAUUAUUGUAGAAGUAAAUCAACAGAAUGUUUCAGUGGAAAAAUCGCGAACCUCACCUAGUAUUCAAUCGUUAAGUCAACUUUUACCAUCCGGAAUAUCACCCCACCCUUCAGUUGGGUAUAUUUUAGCAGAUGUAUUAUUGGGAUAUGCUUUUGUUAUGAGAUUUUUUAAUGGUGACUACAUGGACUUAAUCGAUGAUGCAGGGACUCUUCUGUGCAAUAUAGUCUUAUCAUUCACGAAAUCUCAGACUACUUCAGUCUCAUCACUGAACACUACUACUUCUACUAAUAAUGAUUCAUCAGAUUAUUUAAAGAAAACAAGAAUAGUUAAAAGACAGAUUGGAAAUAAUCCAACUCAUCAAAUAUAUAACUGUAUAAAUGAAAUUCUUGCCGCAAUUCAAUAUAAACUUAUGGAACUAAAUUUACCUUGUCAUCCUUCAAUUAUGAUACUAUUGCUUGAAGAUCUUAGUCAUUUAUUAGAUAAUAUUGGAUUUUGUAAUAAAGCACUGCAUGACGUGCAUAAAUUAAUAGUGAAUUUCAGGAAAGCUCUACGUGCUGUAAAUUCAAAUGAAAAUUUACUAUUAAGAGCAAAUAUUGCUCAUCAUAAAUUAGUCUUUCUUCAAGCUUGCCUUGAUGGGAACAAUCAAUUGGCUAAACGUUGGCAAACAAAUGUUUUACCAAAAUUAUGGAAUCAAAUAUCAAAUGAAUUAAUGCAACGAAUUAAUGAUAUUAAAAACUCAAAUACAGAUAAACGUGAUGAAAAAUCUGCUGGUCCAAAUUGGCGCAAUAUUAUUCGAGAUGGAAAUAUUUACAAAAGUUCUUAUUGUCGUACGUUAGUCGAGUCACUUGAUACUAAUAGCUAA
Schistosoma spindalis is the source of this 2242-nucleotide messenger RNA. Lineage: Eukaryota; Metazoa; Platyhelminthes; Trematoda; Strigeidida; Schistosomatidae. The record is from the annotation of a GenBank genome assembly.